GCUAAAUUCCCCGAAUGGCGAUGGUGUGGGCGGAUUCGAGUUGACAAUCAUUCACGGGAUUAACUCGGUUAGUUUUUUCUGUUGCCAUCAGCCUGAAUGACGGAGGGUUUAAGAAAUAUCAUUUGUGCGAACGGAAACACCAGAUCUAACUGGAUCCGUGUUGGGAGCAAUGGGAGGUUGUGAUGUCGGGAGGGGGAUGGUCUGAGCGCCUGGAUGAGGAGCAGCAGACGAACUGAUUGAUUUCCACGGUGCUCAUGUCCCGCCACGGUAAUAAAAAUGGGGGCCGACGGAAGUAAGAACAGGAAGGCCUCUGGAGCGGGGGAGGAUGAGCACAUCUCAUCUGGUUGGCGUGGUUUCCUGUCCGGCGUUGGUCUGUCCAUCCCUGCAAGCGUCUGUCGCCUUGCUCCACCUGCCCUACGUCUGGGCCACCAUCGAAUGCUCCAAAGCAAAGCCCCCGAGGUCCCAGAGCAUGUCCUAAGGUUGGCAGGGGUCGGACCGGGCAAGCUGAGGGCAGAAUGGUGCCUCCCAGGGUUUGUAACCAUGUUCCUGCCUGAAUUCCCCCACAGAUCAGUGCCUGGGCAUGAAUACUUUCAGGUGUUGGGUUACAUCGCCAAAGGUUCCUUUGGGCCAAUUCUGAAAGUUAAGGACAAAACCAGGCAGAAAACUUUUGCUGUCAAAGUUAUACCUAAAUCUGAGAUUCUACGACUUGGAGUCUUGGAUCAGUCAAAAGAAGAAGUAAUUGUUCAGCGUCAGAUUUGCCAUCCAUUCAUCCUCGACCUCCAGGACUGCUGGCAGACACAACGCCACCUUUACAUUAUGUGCGACUACUGCAGCACAGGAGACCUGUACACCUACUGGCAGAUGAUUGGUCAGUUCUCUGAGGACACGGUGCGAGUGUUUGCUGCUGAGUUGGGAUGUGCGCUAGGUUUUCUGCAUGAUUUUGGGAUCAUCCACAGAGAUGUGAAAAUGGAAAAUAUUCUGCUGAAUGACAACGGCCACCUCCGCUUGGCUGACUUUGGUUUGUCCCGCCGUCUGGAGAGAGGAGGCAGAGCUUUCACCAUCUGUGGAACCAUCCAGUACAUGGCUCCGGAGGUGCUGAGCGGUGGACCCUACAACCAUGCAGCUGAUUGGUGGUCACUGGGAAUUCUGCUCUUCUCAUUGGCUACUGGGAAGUUCCCCGUGCCUCCAGAGCCAGAUCACUGCAGUAUGCUGAGGAAAGUCAGGAGUUUUCCGUAUGAAAUGCCCCUCAGCUUCAGCCCGCCGCUCUCCUUAUUAAUAACUGAGCUUUUGUGCCAGAACCCCUCCCGCCGCUUAAAAACCCUGGAUCGUUUCAAACGCCAGACUUUUUUCCACGGAAUAUCGUUUGACCUCGACCGCCUCCAGCGUCAGCCUGUGGAGGUGAUUCUGGAGCUGAGAGAAAGGCCAGACCGUGUCGCCAAAGCUCGACGAGGCCUCACGUUAUCCCUGCAGCCUUUGAGGGGCUUCGACUUCGAUUUGCUCCUCAGCCCUCCCGCCACUCCGGAGACACAGCUGGACGCAGGCGCUCGCACAGCUGCACCGCUGCCUGGACCUGCAGUGAAGCAUCCUCAGGAAAAAGGUCCACGCAGGGAAGUGUUUGUGUGACGGACUUUGAGGCCUAGUCCACACGUAGCCGGGUUUUCUUAAAAACGAAUAUCCGCCCCUCCAAAAACUUGCAUCCACACCAUCUCGUUUAAAAAAAAAAACUGUCCACACGUACCCGGAUAAAUACGUUGUUAAGGACAUGCCAGACCUGUAGGCGGCAGUACUUCCCCCGUUCUUAACCUCGUCCUUCGUCUGUGGUCUUCCGCAAGGAGCAGUAAUCCCGCUUGCAAAAACAAACAAGCAAAAAGCGCUUGGACAAGUGAUAAAGCGAGCGCAGCUCUGAGGGCUUCCAUGCUGUCGGCUAGUGUAAACACAGGUCGCACACGUGAUGUCAGCAUUUUUUUGUCGUGGAAAGUGACGUUGCGGACCUUAAAACUCUGGUUUUGUCUGUGCACACGCAGACACCCAAAACGGAGAAAACGCAGAUCUUCACUUUGGCCGGAGUUUUUAAAAAGAUCCGUUUUCGUGUGGAUGACAGGCCAAAACGUAGAAAAAUAUCUACGUUUUGGCAGAUCCCCAGCUACGUGUGGACAGGGCCUUAGUUUACAGACAGACUAAAACACACAAUAAAUGACCUUUACACAGGCAUGGUGCACUUUACACAUUGUCCAAUUCCAAUUUAAUAAAGUUAAUCACUAUAUUGCUCUAUCUGUUAUUGAUGUUUGUGCUUUUUCAAGGUACUGAUCACAUUUUGCUCCUUUACUUGCUUGCCUUUCCCUAAUUGCCUCCCUGAUUUUUGGUUUUGUGAUUCUACACAUCUCUCCGAUUUUUCAUUUGAACCUUUUUGGUUCAUUACUGAUGAGAAAUCAUCCCCACUUGGACAAGUUGUGCUAGUCUGUAUCAAUGGAUUGUGUUUGAUCAUCUUUAUUUGUAGAAAUCCUAACAAAACAAGAAAAGUUUUAAAGGGGACAUUUUAUGCAAAAUGCACCUUUUGCAUCCUUUUGUGCUUCCAUGUACUGCCUCUAUAAACACUCCAAAUGUGGAAAAAAAAAACCUCAACUAUUUUUGGGAAUUAUGCGCCUCAAACUAGCCAUUUCUUAAAGUAAUUAAAAAUAAAUGAGCAUUGAAAUACCUCUCACAUGGACAGAUGCUGUUACGACGGCUCGACUGUGCGCCCCUCCUGGCUUCUCAGCUUAUAGCAGCCUGAGCGGUAAUGGGUGGGCGUGGCCAGCUCCAGCAUGUUUUCAUAAAGUGAUAGAGCUCUGAAACAGCUCAUUCUGGAAGGUACUGAAACUGUCAAGAAUAAACAGCUGAAAUCUUUUUAUGCGAGAGGAAUUUAAUGCAAAUGACUUCAUAAAAAGGUUUUGUAUCAAUCAUAGUCUUAUAACUUAAGUAAAAAAUAAAAAUUCAUCAUAUGUCCCCUUUAAAUCUUUUCCUCGUUUGUUAUAUUGCAUCACUGGGGGACCUUUUAUAGUAGAAAUGGACUACUCUUUGCUUCAUGCUGUGUUCUCUGUAAUUUAAACCUUCCUUUGUAGAGAUGCUGUGUGACCCAAACAUUUACAAAGUUUACCUCCUCAAAGUAAAGCAGCAGCUUUGGAUUCUUACGAGCAUGCCUGUAAGUUUGUAGCUUCAACCCAGCUGCUUGUGGGUUGUGAUAUUAUUAACACAGAAGUUAUUUUUUGUUGCUACAUCUAUGACUGGAAAUCUUCAUUUUCCUCCACUCGUCUGAAUUUUGCGUUAAUUUACAUUUUCAAAACGCCAUAUCAGCAGAGAUAUCAAGGCACCCAUACGCCUUGCUGGAGACAAUGCGGCGCUACUGCUGCUAAUCAUUUGCAUAUUUUUUGGGACUGUCCCAGGUUAAAGGAAUUUUGGACGGGAGUGCAGACCUCGUUAAAUGCAGUUUUGAACAUUCAAAUCCCUUUAGACUUUAAGGUUUUAUACAUGGGGCUGGUCCCCUUUCUGAAAUGUAGGAGUGAGAUUAAGUUGGUGCAACUACUCUUGGUGGCAUGUAAGAAAACAAUAAUGAGACGAUGUCUGAGCCCUGUCCUCCCCACACUGGAUGAUUGGUGUGGGAUUGUCUUAGAGAUAUUUAGGAUGGAAAAACUGACAUAUGUGUUAAAUAAUCGGAAGACCAAAUUCUAUGAAAUCUGGAACAAGUGGAUCUUAUUCAUUACCCCCUCAAGAGCGGACUUUAUGUGAUUCAACUGUUAAUCAACUUUUUGUAACCUAGCAAUUUCAUUUCUUUUUUAGGCAGCAGCACAGGCAUCCCCUCAGUUUCUGGUAAUGUUUACUGUUUUAUAUAAAUGUGUUUCAUCCUUCAACUAUUACAGGUUCCUCUCGCGAGCACAGUCACUUUUCAGUACUUUAGAUAUUAAGGGACUCUCGUUGAUACUCCUCUAUGAAGGAUGGGAUGCUCUUGCCGUCCACUACUCAUCUUGGAUUCAGUUGGGGAGGAGGGAAAAAAAAACUGGAAUGACUCUGUUCCUAUGUCAUUUACAUCUUGUCAUGUUUAUUGCUAUAUGUUCAUUCCAAAUAAAGAUUUAAUAAAAAAUAAAAAUAAAUUUACAUUUACACCUGCACUAAUUAUCCGGAAUGCCUCACGUGUGAUGCUGAGCUUGCUUUCUAAUUUCAGAAUGCUUCUGUACAUAUUUAUAAAUAUAUAUAAAUACAUUCAUCUUAAUAAAAAUGUAUAUGGAUA
Molecule: messenger RNA, 4261 nt
Organism: Nothobranchius furzeri (turquoise killifish)
Lineage: Eukaryota; Metazoa; Chordata; Actinopteri; Cyprinodontiformes; Nothobranchiidae
Gene: rskrb
Product: ribosomal protein S6 kinase related b
Biological process (GO): protein phosphorylation
Molecular function (GO): protein serine/threonine kinase activity; ATP binding
Source: RefSeq, a predicted model, not a curated record